AUGCCGCACGCGCUCCAGACACCGGCGCGGAAGCAGAGCAAGUGGUCGGCCGAGGAGAAUGCCUUGAUCAUCGAGCUCCGCGGAAGCGGCAUGAAAUGGGACGACAUCUCGAAGCACCUCCCGGGCCGGUCUGCGAUUAGCUGCCGGCUGCAUUACCAGAACUACCUGGAACGCCGCAGCGAGUGGGACGAAGAACGGAAGAACAAGCUGGCGAGGUUGUACGAGAGAUUCAAACCCGAGAUGUGGCGGCAGGUGGCAGAAGAACUGGCCGUGCCCUGGCGCGCCGCCGAGGCAAUGCAUUGGCAGCUAGGUGAGGACGAAAUGGCAAGGCGCGCUGGCGCAGUUCCGUUCUCGCUGAACUCAACCACAAACGUGCCCCAAGGCCCGCAACGAUUCCCGCCGACCCGGCACGCCCAUUCCCAAUCGCAAGGCAGCCUCCCUCGCGAGCACUCCGGCCUUCCAUCGCCGCGCUACACCCGGGGCCCGCCAGCACUGCCCAUGCCAUCGUCGGGCCGUCCGUUGACUCCCACCUCCGGCCGUACCCUGUCCGCUCGCCGCGAGAGCUUCCCUCCGCGCCCUUCGCUUGGGCCGCCCAUGUACGAUCAAGCCGAGUGCGGCUCCGGACCCGGCUACGGACCCGGCUACGGACCCGGCUCGGCUUCUACGCCAGGCAUCGGCCUCGCCCCGAUCCAGACGGUAAACCCGUUUGGAAGCAGCCAGGGGGUCGUCCAGGGAGGACGUGUCGGCACCCUGCCGAGUCUACACGAGUUGACGUCGGGCACCAGGUCCUACAGCACGCCUGCGUACAGCAUCAGCGGAGGCGGCGGCGGAGGCGUCCAUAGCGGAACGGCCAGCCCGGGGAGUGCGACGCAGGGGCCGUUGCUUCCCGCUUUCUUGCCGUACCAGCCCCAGCUCGAGCCGGCUGGCAGCGCAGCAGCGAAGAGAAGGGCGAGCCCGCCUGACGCGGGGACGCGAGAGGCGAGUCGGCGCCGGCAUCAUCCCUAUCCCAGAGAAGGGGACGGGUAUAGAGAAGACGGCGGCGGGGGCCGGUGA
Chaetomium strumarium is the source of this 1053-nucleotide messenger RNA. Its product is annotated as myb-like DNA-binding domain-containing protein. The coding region runs from base 1 to 1053 and encodes 350 amino acids. Lineage: Eukaryota; Fungi; Ascomycota; Sordariomycetes; Sordariales; Chaetomiaceae. The record is from RefSeq and is a predicted model, not a curated record. The transcript is spliced from 2 exons.